Messenger RNA from Clonostachys solani, 1506 nucleotides. The record is from the annotation of a GenBank genome assembly. Lineage: Eukaryota; Fungi; Ascomycota; Sordariomycetes; Hypocreales; Bionectriaceae.
AUGUCCCCAUCCGUCUUGUCCAAGUAUCCCCAACUUGAGCUUCUCAUCGACAAGUAUGAUGGGAAACUCCCCUCUAAGUUCGCCAUUGAUCUUGGACAAGUCCUCUCUGAGGUCGUGCUUGGGAUGUCAUCCCAAAACACUACCACCGGCUCGGAAAACCCAUCCAAGGAACCGUACACUGUCAAGUUGGAUCAGAUAUCACUUCAACUCUGUGUCAAAUGGGAAGCAGAUCGGACCAAGCUCACACUCCUCGGAAGAGACCUCACUCCAUUGAAAAAGGCUGGGUAUCCAUACGAGCAAAUUUGCAAGAUCGAAAUGAGAGGCAACAUGGCGCACCUUACUGUUCGUUCAGAACCUGCACUCUCCAAGAUAAGAGCCGAUAUCCAAGAGCUCACCAGGAUCUUGGGAAUAUCUGUCAUUUGUGAAGAAAUACCCAAGGAUUACCACAUCACUAUACUUGGGACUCAGGCGGUAAAAUUCCAAGGUGCAGGUACCGCUCGGUUGGAGCAACUUAGGAAUUGGAGUAUAGAUAACAACACGACUAUAAUAUUGGCAAAGCGGAGUCAAAACCAGGUCAUCUGGAAACUGCACUCUCUCGACGAUGCUGUUCGAUUUUGCAGAGAUGGCUUUGUCAGUAUUGACGGCAAACGAUAUACACCGAAACCACAUGAUAUGAGGCAGGAUCCUCUGCUUUGCUUCCGAUGCGGCCAGCCGGGGCACUGGGAAUCCAAAUGCAAUAACCCAUUCAAAUGUGCCUAUUGCUCCAAGGGCCACGGCUAUGUUGGUUGUAAGAAGGAAGGUCCCGCGAAAUGUCCCCAAUGCAACAGAGCCCACCCAGCUUGGGCCCCGGACUGCCCCAACCCAGAAACACAGGCUAUGUUCAAGAGGUGUAAAGAAGUCGUUGCCCCAAGAUGGGCAAUAAUCAACGGGCUAUCCGAUGGCAUGAAUAUGAAGAGGUCUAAGAAAUCGAAUUCCAAGGCGAAGAUUCAUGAAGCAGUCACGAAUUCUACCCGGGAAACACAAGAAACAACGACAAGCUCUAGGACCAGGACUGGGACCUCCAGUACUGCCGACGAUGCUAGCUCUGUUGUUUCUGAAGUUUCUACAUGGCCUUCCAGUGUUUCUGAUAUCAGUUCGUCCAGAGCCUCUACGCCUACCUCUACGCCGCCCUCCAGCUUUCCCAUGAUGCAUCCAAUUUUCGACCUGAAGAGAAAGUGUACGGGUUCUGAAACACCCGAAAGCUCUGCACCCUGCCUUCAAAUGCGCCAACCAAAGAGACUCCGUUCACAUAAGACCUUUGGGGCGAUGGAACACGCCAAAGUCCCUCUCGGCCGAAAGUAUCGGCGAGGGAGUGAACUGCCCACUAUGCCGACACCCGACACGUCCUCGCCAAAGUCCACACGGGAGUCUCCAAUGGAGCCGGAAAGUGUCCAGACACCGCCAACAGCGUCGAAGCGGAGGCCCGGACGCCCUCCUGGAUCGAAAAACAAGAAGCGUUUGUAUUGA